AUGGAGGCUGUACCGUGCAGGAAUCAUGGGUCCCUCUGCUUCCUGAAGACAGGUGUUCGCGAUGGUCCCAACCAGGGGAAGAGCUUCUACGUCUGCGGAGUGCAGGGCCCAGGGGUCUGUGACUUCGUGCUACCGACGCCUAUUCCUGCUUCUCACUGCUUGAUUCAUGAGGGUUGCAUGGUGGAGUUGCAAGUCCUGGUUCAGCAGCAGGACAGAGAUGAAUACCAGUUGUUUUACCGAUGCCUUAAGAGUAAGGUAAAUGGGAAGAAAUGGUGUGGAAGUGUCCCAUGGCAGGACCCAAAAGCUACCAAAGUGUCAAAACCCUUGGGAUCUCAGCCCAACACAGCACUUCUCUUCAAUCCCAGUGGCCAAAGAAAUCCAUUCAAGGUGAUAGACAAGAAUUGUGAACCGUCAUCCUGGAAACAGAAUAAGCAUGGAAAUGGAGAGGAAAGUAAGGCAAAAGGAGUAAAAGCAGAGACAGAAAGUGUGCUGGUGUCACGUAAAGAAAAUAAAUCAACCUCUGAUCCCUCCAGAGAGACAGAGCCUCUGGAAGGCCUGACAUCUGAAAAGGCACAGUCCAUGGGAAAAAGUGAUCCAGAGUUUAAGGAGAGCACAGUGGAAGAAGCUACACUCAGUAAUUCUGAGACUUGCAAAGGGAAAAACAUCCUUUUGGGGGAACAGAAACACCAUGACAAUAGCAGGGAAUCCAGGAAGGCUUCUGAAUAUGUGGAGAAAGAGCCAGGUGCACGAUCAAAACUCUUUCCACCAGAUCUUGGAAAGCAAAGUAGAAGUCGCAAGGCUCCAGAAGAGCGGUUUGGAGAGAAAGGUUUAAAAAGCUGUGGGGAUAAAGAAACCAGAGAGAAAGAACAUGGUGGUCAGAAGAAUGGAGAAAAGAAACUGCUGUCUGAAGAAGAUGCCAUUUCCCCAAAAGUACCACAGUUGAUAUUGCAGCAUGCUGCCCUGAAGGGAGGAGGAGAGGCAGUGACACAAAUCAGGCCAGAGCUGGGACAGCCUGCUGAUAAAGUCUCUGGCAGUGACUCCUUUUCAGGUAAAAGUCAACCUGAGAACUCAGCUGAGGGUUUGCAAUCAAGAGGGAUUCCUUCAGAAAAAACAGGAAAGAGUAUGCAGGGGAUGUCUUUGCCGAGACCUGCACCAUUGCAUCACGUGGGAGGACCCCAGGAUCCUAAAGCUGUUCACAACCAUCUUCUAGUCCAGCUGAAACAGAAGAAGAGUACAUUGGCUACAGUGAACCUACAGAUGCUGCCAGAUAAAGGGGAACGGUUAUUAAAGCAAGUGCAGGAUUUGGAAGCUGCACUUGAUGCUCUGAACAUUUCAGCAGCAGAUACUACUGAAAAAGGGGAGGGUAGCACAAGCAGCAUCUGUCGUGAGGAAUCUUUGCCUAACCCGUUUGGUAGGCCAGGUGGUACAAAGUUGACUGCACCACUACCACUCCAGGAUCCUACAGCAAGGACCUCUCCAGGCUCACACAGCCACCCCUCUGCUGCUGGUACUUUGGAUUCCAGUGAGUAUUAUGGCCACAUGCAGUGUGGUGUGCAGAAUCUAUAUGGAGGAAGAAUGACAGUAGACCGAAUCAAGGCUGUGCACAGUGCUAUAAGUGAGGCUAUUAAUCAUCUUCACAAAUCCCUGGAAUCCUGCCCGACUGAGCAGACAGCAGCUGAAGAUCCCUCUGGACUGAAGGUUCCACUGCUGCUGCACCAAAAGCAGGCACUGGCAUGGCUGCUCUGGAGAGAGAAUCAGAGGCCAUGUGGAGGAAUUCUGGCGGAUGACAUGGGCUUGGGGAAGACUCUGACAAUGAUUGCUCUCAUUCUGGCCCAGAAGCAGCUGAAGACAGAGGAAAAAAAAGAGACGUUAGAAAUAUGGUUAUCCAAAUAUGACUCCCUUGUUACCCCUUCCUGCAGCACUUUAAUCAUUUGUCCUGCAACCUUAAUCCAUCACUGGAAGAAAGAGAUUGACAGACAUGUAGGCUGUGGCAAACUGAGCGUCUAUUUGUACCAUGGGCCAAACAGAGAUAAACAUGCAAAAGUGCUCUCUGGGUAUGAUGUUGUUGUCACAACGUACAGCCUUGUCUGCAAGGAGGUUCCCACAAGCAAAGGGGAAGGGGAAGUCCCUGCUGAGGACCAUGAUGUGGGGAGUGGGUCAUCUCCCUGUUCCCCACUGCUCAGGGUAGCUUGGGCUCGAAUUAUAUUGGAUGAAGCUCACAAUAUUAAAAACCCAAAGGUUCAGACCUCCAUAGCUGUGUGCAAACUGAGAGCCAGUGCCAGAUGGGCUGUCAGUGGGACACCAAUUCAGAACAACUUACUGGACAUGUACUCUCUCCUAAGGUUUCUACGUUGCUCUCCUUUUGAUGAAUACAAAGUAUGGAAGUACCAGGUAGAUAACAACACAAAGAAAGGAGGAGAGAGGCUAAGCCUGUUAACCAGGAGCCUCUUACUACGGAGAACUAAGGACCAGCUGGAUUCAUCUGGCAAGCCCUUGGUACCUCUACCCCAGCGCAGCACACGGUUGCAUCAGUUAAAACUUUCAGCAGAGGAGCAGUCUGUGUACAAUGUGUUCUUUGCAAGAUCCAGGUCAACACUACAAUCCUACUUAAAGAGACAAGAGCAGAAAAAUGAAAGCAGAAAGUGUGCUGGUGAUAACCCGUUUGAGAAAGUUGCACAAGAGUUUGGGAUCAAUCAAAAGGAAUUUCUAUCAGGCUCACAAAGUGCCUCCCAGGUUUCAAGUACUGUCCAUGUCUUGUCCAUCCUGUUGAGGCUCCGUCAGUGCUGCUGCCAUCUCUCCUUGCUGAAAGUGGCUCUGGACCAAGUUAACUUGAACAGUGAAGGCCUUUCCCUCUCCAUUGAGGAACAACUUAGUGCUUUGACCUUGUCUGAGCUCCAGGCUUCUGAUUCCAAGUCAACAGUCUACCUCAAUGGCGCAGCUUUUAAAACAGAUCUUUUUGAAAUCACCAGGGAGAGCACCAAGAUAGCUCACCUCUUGUCUGAACUGAAAACUCUUCAGAGUCACUCAGAGUGUCAGAAAAGUGUUGUUGUCUCUCAGUGGACGAGUAUGCUGAAAGUUGUGGCUGUGCACCUCCAGCGUCUAGGGCUGAAGUAUGCAACAGUGGAUGGCUCUAUCAAUCCUAAAGAAAGAAUGGAUGUGGUAGAGGAGUUCAAUAACAAUCCCAAAGGGCCUCAGGUAAUGUUAGUCUCAUUGCUGGCUGGAGGUAUUGGCCUGAACUUGACUGGAGGGAACCACCUCUUUCUUCUCGACAUGCACUGGAAUCCUGCACUUGAGGAUCAGGCGUGUGACCGUGUUUACAGAGUGGGGCAACAGAAGGAUGUUGUGAUACACAGGUUUGUCUGUGAAGGAACAGUAGAAGACAAGAUCCUACAGCUCCAGAGGAAGAAGAAAGUUCUCGCCCAGCAGGUGCUGCAAGGCAAAGGGGAGACCUUUGCUAAGCUAACUCUGGCUGACCUCAAAAUCCUCUUUGACAUCUAA
Molecule: messenger RNA, 3498 nt
Organism: Indicator indicator
Lineage: Eukaryota; Metazoa; Chordata; Aves; Piciformes; Indicatoridae
Gene: TTF2
Product: transcription termination factor 2
Exons: 23
Coding region: 1-3498 (1165 amino acids)
Molecular function (GO): ATP-dependent chromatin remodeler activity; ATP binding; zinc ion binding
Source: RefSeq, a predicted model, not a curated record